UUUUAAUAAUAACAAACUGAAAGGAAUCCUGAAGAAUCAGAAGCCUGAAGGCGGGUUUUAUCUUUGUGUCACAGAGGAAAACAAUUUGCUGCUUUUCUGACAAAACAUCUGCUCUUCUUGUGCAUCCUGUCACAGCUACCAACAUGAGCUAUUGGAGAGGACUCUUCUCUCCCACGGAAUGCACCAAGAGAAGCCUUUUCCUGGUUUUCAUCAUCUCUUUUACAGCAGUAUAUUUGAUUUCCUAUUUUUAUACUUAUCACCUCGCUGCUCUACCUAAAAGUGAUGAUCUUCCCAUGGAAAGCAAAAAGAGUUUACUUACAAAAAUAUUUCCAAACUUCAGACAAAUCUCAGGGAAAGAAAACGGAGAACUACCACCUGAAAAUGGGCAGUCAGGGAAUAAAGCCACACCCGCUCUGACUCAGCCAUUCUCAUUCCUUAUUAAUGAAGAGGAGAAGUGUAAAGACAGAACCCCUUUCUUGGUGUUGCUGAUCUCGACGACGGCAGCCGAGCUGCAGCGCAGAGAUGCCAUCCGCAGGAGCUGGGGGCGCGAAGCCGCCGUUCCGGGCGCCGACGUCGUCCGGCUCUUCAUGCUGGGCAGCGAUGCCAAGGGUGACAGCGGGGACGUUCUGCUGAGAGAGAGCGAGCAGUAUCACGACAUCAUCCAGCAGGACUUCCUGGACACUUACAACAACUUAACUCUAAAAACUCUGAUGGGCAUGAGCUGGGUGGCCGCCUACUGCAGUGGCACGAGGUUUGCUAUGAAGACAGACAGCGAUGUUUUUGUCAACACAAUGCACCUGAUUGAAGAGCUCCUCAGGCCCCUCCCGCCUCCCACACAGAAUUAUUUCACAGGCCAUUUAAUGACAGGGUACAGCCCUAUUAGGAAUAACGACAGUAAAUGGUACAUAUCAGAAGAAGAAUUCCCAGAUAACAGCUACCACCCUUUCUGUUCAGGAACCGGCUACGUCUUUUCUGGAGACCUGGCUGCAAAAAUUGUAAAUGCUUCUUUAAGGAUUAAAUAUAUACAUUUGGAAGAUGUUUACGUAGGGUUUUGUCUUAAUGCAAUGGGAGUAGAAAUAACACCACUUCCUCGUUCACUGUUUAACAUACACAAGGUCCCAUUUUCUCCUUGUGUGUACAAUGAAUUAAUUACAUCUCAUCACACUGAGCCACAUGAGCACAUACUCUAUUGGGAAACACUGCAAGAGAAGAAACACACAUGUAAGAAAAGAAAGGUCCAUCCUGGAGCAUCCUAGGAUGGGAUGGGCAAAGCAGCAGAUGUUUUCUUAGUAGGAACAGAACAUCUGUGCAACGAUAACUUUCGAGGUCCAUGGACAUCCUGAAUCAGGUGCCUAGGUUGUGUAUUAUAUUGAAUUCAAAGGACUUUUCCUCCAUGAAAAAGCCGUUCUGCAUUGAGUGAAUACUGAUUUACCUUAUUUAGUUUUGGAUGAAGCAUUCAAUUAAUUUUUAAAGCCAGCAAGAGACCAUACCAACCCUACUGAAGAAAAAGCAAAGACGAUGCAAUGAAACUUGUUCUUUCAUUUAAAACUAAUGUGUUAAUUUUAU
This is a messenger RNA of Serinus canaria (Common canary), 1566 nucleotides long. RefSeq names its product beta-1,3-galactosyltransferase 2-like. NCBI's taxonomy places the organism in Eukaryota, Metazoa, Chordata, Aves, Passeriformes, Fringillidae. Bases 144 to 1256 code for a protein of 370 amino acids. The record is from RefSeq and is a predicted model, not a curated record. The transcript has a single exon. Gene Ontology annotation, molecular function: N-acetyl-beta-D-glucosaminide beta-(1,3)-galactosyltransferase activity. Gene Ontology annotation, cellular component: membrane.